This is a messenger RNA of Ooceraea biroi (clonal raider ant), 432 nucleotides long. RefSeq names its product DNA-directed RNA polymerases I, II, and III subunit Rpb12 (gene Rpb12). Lineage: Eukaryota; Metazoa; Arthropoda; Insecta; Hymenoptera; Formicidae. Gene Ontology annotation, molecular function: zinc ion binding; DNA binding. Gene Ontology annotation, cellular component: RNA polymerase II, core complex; RNA polymerase I complex; RNA polymerase III complex. The record is from RefSeq and is a predicted model, not a curated record. Gene Ontology annotation, biological process: DNA-templated transcription.
AUGUUGCAUUCGACGAGCGGUGAGGUGUAUAUGCACUGUUUGGAUUUCUCUAGACGAGUUCUCUUUCUGUCACACGUGAUAAUAAAAAUAAUAUAGAUAAUACAAAUAUUCUUUAUAUAAUCAAUAUAAUAUUGUUAAAAUGGAAUCCAGUAAAUCUGAAUCUACACCGAAACAGGCUAUGGUAUACAUCUGCGGAGAGUGUCAUCAAGACAAUGAGAUUCGUCCCAGAGAUCCGAUUCGCUGCAGGGAAUGCGGAUACAGGAUCAUGUACAAGAAGCGCACUAAAAGACUUGUCGUAUUUGAUGCGCGAUAAGCAUACAUGUUACAGAUGAUAUGACGAUAUAAUGGACCAUUAUCGUUUCUUGUAUCAUAAAGUAUUUGUUGAUUCGUAUAUAAGGGUCAUUUAAUUUUUAAUAAAAAGAGUGUGCACAU